Messenger RNA from Ixodes scapularis (black-legged tick), 3620 nucleotides. RefSeq names its product sushi, von Willebrand factor type A, EGF and pentraxin domain-containing protein 1. The coding region runs from base 39 to 3620 and encodes 1193 amino acids. The record is from RefSeq and is a predicted model, not a curated record. The transcript is spliced from 15 exons. NCBI's taxonomy places the organism in Eukaryota, Metazoa, Arthropoda, Arachnida, Ixodida, Ixodidae.
CUGAACUCCGUGCGACGGCAAGAGGUUCGAAGCUCUCCAUGAAGUGCUGGACGUUCCUGGUUCUGCAGGUGCUCAUCACAGCCGCUGAGGAUACCUCCGUGGCGCCCCAACAGGACUACUGCCCAGAGCCUCCGCACGAACGGAUCCUGUACAGAGUCCACGAGGACGCCGUGGGAGAUGACGGCGCACUGGCCCAGGGCAGCGUUCUUCGCUACCGCUGCGGCGCUGGCUACGCGUCCUCGGGUCCGAUCAGUGUGUGGAGCGUGACCUGCACGAGGUCCUACGACGGAGUCUUGCACUGGGUCCUCCCGGACCACGACUGCAGACCCAUCUCGUGCGGCCACCCGGGGGACGUGCGGCACGGCCGGCUGCUGGGUACCGUGUUCUCGUUCCCGAAUCGUGUGACGUACGAGUGCGACACCGGCUACCAGUUGGUCGGCACCGCCGACCUGUACUGCCAGAGCGACGGAAACUGGGACGCCCAAGUUCCCGGAUGUCGCAUCGUGACCUGCGAACCCCUGGAGAACCUUGCCAACGGUUUUGUCGAGACAGAGGGCAAUGAGUACGGCUCGACUGCUCGCUACCAGUGCGAACGGGGAUUCCGACUCCAAGGCGAGGCGGAGCGAAAGUGCGGACCGGAUGGACUGUGGACGGGCUACGCUCCUACCUGUCAGGAGGUGACCUGUCCUGCUCCUGAACCUCCCGAUGGAGGCUUCAGCGACAUCUCCAAGGACGCUGGGCCCCAGAGACUCGGCACCGUUGUGCAUUACUGGUGUCCCCAGCUUCUGAUGCUUGUGGGCUCGAGAUCGAGCACCUGCCUCUCCGUGGGCGUCUGGUCAUUUGACCCUCCCAAGUGCAAACCUCCAUGUGAAGUUCCGAAGCUUGGAAACACGCUCAUAGUGGAAGAGGAGACGUCUCACUGGGGCAGGAGAACAUACACUGAGAUUCCUCCCGGCACUCAACUACUGAAUAAGGAUAACCUAUUCCUCAAAUGCGAAGAGGGAUACGAGUACAACGGUCGGAGUUUAACUCCCCUAUCUUGUCGUGAUGGCCACUGGGAUCCACCCCAACCAUGGUGUGAAGAGAAGCCCUGUCGGAAACUCCCCGAGGUGAAAAAUGCCAGAGUCAUCGGCCCUGUUCCGCACGGACAAGAACUUGAGUACAAGUGUAACCCAGAGUACAGGCUUCUAAGUAAUGGAACUGCUGCGUACUGUUGGCUGGGCCAAGUUACUGGAACAUUACCAAAAUGUCACCAGACCUUUUGCAAUGAAACCGGAUUUCCAAAAGAGGCUGUUCACUUGAUACUACAGAAGGCUGUUUUCUACGAUGGGGAGUACUUGGACUACGAGUGCGACCACAGUUUUGACUCGACCCACUCCAGAAUGAAGUGCACUGACGGACGAUGGAUCCCCGAGGAUGAGCAGCCUUUUUGCAAAGCCAAGGACUGUCGCUUGAAAGACAUAUCGAAAAUCCAGAAUGGGUUCCUGGAAGGCACUCCCAAUAUUUCCCACACGAGUGUCAUUCGGUUCCGAUGCAACGAAGGUUACUCGUCCGACGGUCAGCAGAGUAUGCAGUGCUUGUACGGAAAAUGGGAAGGUCGGCGUCCAUCGUGCCUGGAGCAUAAAGCACCACCUCAGCCAGAUGUGGUCGUGCAGCGUGGCGGCGGGCAUGACACGAACACUUACGGACCAGGCGAAGAUUCAUACGAGAUCGGCAGCUCCGCUAAAAGCCCGCAACUCAGGAGUUGCAAGUUUCCAGAACGUCAAAUGCGUUUCUAUGCGGCCGAUGGAAACGUCCGCGUUCUCCCGAACGACAACGUCGCUCAUGGUACGGUGCUUCGCUUCCACUGUAGGCCCCUGGGCGAAAUAAGGCUCGGGGGGUACGAAUCGUCCCAAUGCAUCAACGGCACGUGGAGCAACCAGGUGCCGUACUGCUAUGAGCCAGGCAAAUUUGAUGUUGUGAUUCGCCUUAAGAAUACCGCAGGGACAGCCGUGAGUCCGGACGGAUACCUUAACAUUGAUCCUCGAUUUGAAGUGGAGAUGGAAUGCGAAAGCUACUAUUACCAUCCGCAACUAGAGAUGAUUGAGCCGGUAUCCUCCUGGAAGAGGGGAGAUCUACACUCCUGCAACAUUCCUGCCCAUCUGGAUACGACUGUGGUCACACGGGUAAACAAGGAGAUUGUCACAGUCGGAUGCAGACCCCCUUACGUUCUGAGAGGCGAAGCGAGAGCUGUCUGUCUUGCACACAGCGAAUGGGAGAAACCAUUUCCCGAAUGUGUGCUCCCGGCACCUUCAAACGUCUUUAACGAACACGGGAAUGUGAACAUGCAGUCUGCCAAGCCUGUUCUUGAACAAACUACUGAAAUACCACGCCUGAAAGGGCCGUCAAACCUGAACUGUAAGGUUUUGCCAAUUGAGAACGUAGUUUAUCGGCGCAACAUGACUACCAGCUCUCGCGAGAUACAACUCGACAAAGAGUUUGCCAACGGCACCUUCAUUUACUUCCACUGUCGCGGUGAUCGAACAAGUUACAAAAUACGUUGCUUGAAAGGUUUUUGGGAACCGGCUCCAAGCUGUCCUCCAGACUUAUCAGUUCCUGCCACAAGUCAUCAAAACAACAAAGAACAAAGUGAGAGGCGAGAUCAUGAUGGUUUGCCAGUCCAAAGCGAUCCCAGGGCAGUGGUCCCAGAGACGACUCAAGUGGAAGCCAUGAACUCUUCAGAACACACGAAUGCGACCGCAAAUGCUGAGCUGUCCCAAGCACCAGAUGCAGAUAAACAGAUAGCAAGUGCUGCACCACAGAACAAACAACCGCACAAUCUCACUGUUUACACGAGUACGCCAACAUCCACAAAACCGCCCGACGUUAGGGGACCUAUCCCCGUCCCAGCCUCAAAUCAACCUUAUAAAACCCAGGAGUUGGUAUUACCCGAGAAUAUGACAGCGGCGCCCAAUUCUCGCGAACAAGGCCUUCCAAGUCGGGGAGGGACACCUCCUGCGGGAAUCACGGCAACCUCCACAGCUGCCUCUCCAGGUUUCGGUGAACUCCUAGAUACCAGGCCCAACGGCACCACUACACAGUCUGCAACAAGCGAGGAUAUCGGGGGAAUAAAUCCGAUCGAGAAUUCGUCAAUAAAUCAAUCUAGUAUGAUGGUGAAGGGGCAAACGGAAGCAGCGUCAGGUCGGGCACCCGGCCAGAAUGAAACGUGGCACAUGUCUUGCGGCUUCGCGAACUUCGAUUCCAGAGUGAAAGGUUUCAUCAGGUACCAGCGUGUUAAUUUUUCGGCCCAGAUUCCGCACAACACAACGGUUCAGUUUCAUUGUGAACCCGUUGAAAGGACCUCGGGGUCUGUUGUUGCAGCCACCUGCCUGGAUGGGACGUGGACAGGGAAAGCCGAGGUGCCUCCAAAGUGCGACCUAUCGGGGGAAAAUCCCACCGUUCAAAUUUCAGGUGCCGAGUAUGAAGUGGGCCCAAACGCCUUCCUUUACGUGAAACCCUUGCAAUGGAUACGCGUUGAAUGCAAAAUAAAAGAAGGAUCGUCGCACUGGGAAGUUCUUGUAUCUAAUUGGAAAGGCAAGUACCUGAAAUCAGAAAUUAUCUACUUGUAUUUUUUCGUCUAA